This is a messenger RNA of Trichogramma pretiosum, 1528 nucleotides long. RefSeq lists its product as uncharacterized. Bases 263 to 967 code for a protein of 234 amino acids. Gene Ontology annotation, molecular function: Toll binding; growth factor activity. Lineage: Eukaryota; Metazoa; Arthropoda; Insecta; Hymenoptera; Trichogrammatidae. The record is from RefSeq and is a predicted model, not a curated record. Gene Ontology annotation, biological process: regulation of Toll signaling pathway; central nervous system formation; innate immune response. The transcript is spliced from 6 exons. Gene Ontology annotation, cellular component: extracellular region.
CAAGUUUGCCGAGAGCAGCCCGAACAAAACGCGCCAAGAGAGAGAGCCGCGUGUGCUAUAUAAGAAGCCGAGCAGAUAAAAGAGUCACCAAAUCGAAUUAAAAGCGCACCAUAUCGGGGACACCCCCGUAUGCGAAACGGUAUAGUGCGUUGUCGAACGUUGUCGUUACCUCUCACGCACGCUUCCCCGACACCUGAUUGUGUAUUUUUGUUUGUUUGUUUGUUUUUUCUAGUUCGACGUACUUUUAACGACGUGCAAAGUGAUGAAAAUGUGCUCCAUAUUGACUAAUCGACGGCACGUGCGCGCAAGAAAAGAUACUAGUUUCGCCGCGCUAUUGUUGUUUUUAAUUUGUUUCAAUGAUUCAUACCCAGUCCUGAACAGCAGCGAAGUAAACGAUACAGAAAUUAAUCUGGUAGCGGAUACGUUUGAAAAUUACAUCUCACAGGACGACUUCUGCCACGGGAAGUCGUGUCGGGAUGCGUACGAAUCGGCCGAUUAUCCCUACGAAAAGAUGGUUGGUAUUUUUAAUUUUUCCAUGAUGAAGGACUCGUUCGCCCGCCACAACCUUAAAGAUAGCUCGAUGAGCAGCGGCGGAGUGCAAUUGUACGCGGAAACGGCGAGAAUUGCAGAGCCCAUGUGCGAGGAAAUCUACCGGCGUAUAUAUCCGAUCAAAGGUAAGGGCGUCAACGGCGGCAAGUACUUCGUCGUCAACGUUCCGGAUUUCAAGCAAGGAAUCGACGUCAAGUCGUGCUACAAAAAUAAAGUAUCCUGCGGCGACGACGGCUCGAGGCCCGAGAACUACCAACGAAACUGCCAGCAACAGUACGAGGUGCUCGAAUUGUUCGCCAUCUCGGUCGGCGACAACGUCACGAAGAGCCAGGUGAAAUUAGAAAAAUUUAGAAAUCCCAGCGGCUGCGCGUGCCAAGAGUCGCGAGUGUCGAGCUUCUUGAAUUUUUUUUUCUCGUGAUAUUGGCUCGGGAGAUUAAGCUUGAGAGGGUCGCAACACACUCCUCCGAUAUCGACUUUUGUUAGAGAAAAAAAAAUCGAAGCAAUAAAUAAAUUGUACACUAGUAUUUAUAUACAUAAUAAUACGUAUAUGAUUACGCCACGAGUUAUAUGUAGCAAAUGAGAGUAUUUAGUGUUUUUUUUGUCGGCGGAGCCGCGUGUCCCGCUUUCCGCGAUUGUGAUAAUUAAUAUUGUACUUAUGUAUGCACUCGAAUAUUACGCAAAAAUAAUGUGUAACGACGACGAUAACCAUUCACAGAUCUUCUAUUUAGGUUUACAAUAUUAUAUACGUAUACGUCGUGCGCGCGCGCGUGACACGAAAUGUGUCUAUUGCGCUACAUACGUUAUAAGAUAAAUAGAAUUUUAAGCUCGGUAUUGUAAAAUUAAUUUUCGUAGGGUUUUUUUUAUCGCUCGACUAGACGAGAAAGCAAUAACGAUUGUGGCUUUUUCUGCGGUGGAAUCUCAUCAAAGAAUUAUUACGAAAUAUUGUAAUGUAUUGUUAAUAAACCAAUAGAAAGAAGUA